Molecule: messenger RNA, 1122 nt
Organism: Oikopleura dioica
Lineage: Eukaryota; Metazoa; Chordata; Appendicularia; Copelata; Oikopleuridae
Source: the annotation of a GenBank genome assembly
AUGCCACAGGGCCAUUAUAUUGGUCAGUUAGCGCGCGCAGCCUGGUUCGCCUACCUGAGCCCAGACGAUGUCGACGAGUUACUCUCCUGCGUUCGCGAGCAUCGUACUCCUGACCCCUCUCGCUUUCCAGACGCCCGAGACGCAGCUUUGAUUGAUUUUCUGAAAAUCAUUCGAACUGCGCCGAUUUAUGUUCACUCGCCCAUUGAAGACACGGAUUGCUACCUGGUCGAGACGAUCGACAAUGAACUUUGGAUUCUCUGGCGGGGGACUCAAGCAACAACAGAAGAUGGCUUCUCACUGCGCGAUCUUUACAACGAUCUUCGAUUCCGACUAACUCGUUGCGAUUUUCUUCCUGGAAACCGACUUCGUCUUCAUGCUGGAUUUCUUGGAAAAUAUUUAACUAUGCGGCCGAUUAUUCUAAAAGCCAUUUCGAAGUACCUUUCUCAAUCAGAAAACUCCUUGACCGUGCGAUGUUGCGGCCAUUCUCUUGGUGGAGCGAUAGCGAUGAUAAACGCGGCCGACUUAUGCAUUCAAAACGAAAUCCUUUGGAACGACAACCUUACUGUCGCUUGCUGUACCUUCGGCGCGCCAGCAGCGGGGAAUAGGGCAUUCGCAGAUUUCUUCAAUUUCUACGUGAAGAAUUCGACAAGAGUGACGAUUCAAGACGACCCGAUUACCUAUCUGCCAUGUUUUCCUUGGUUUACGCAUGUUAAAGGCGAUUUAUGCGUCUUCGAGUCCGCAAGUGUCUUUCACUGGGUUUUGUCCUUCGCUUUCAAGGGGAUCCUGAACCACCACAUGGUCAAGUACAUCCACGGCUCUGAUUGUCACGAUGGAAAACGACUGCCGCUUCCGUCAGAGACAACUACAGUCAUGAUGAUUGAAGGAAUCGUGAAAACUAUCAUCGUUUACGCUGUUAUUCUUAUAGUUGCAAAUAUGGACAGAUUCUCUAUCCUGCUCUACAUUCUUUUCUUUGUUUUCGACAUUUUCGACAACCAUUUUGCCUCGUUGAAAAAAUACCUCAGAAGUUAUUUACGCGGUGCCUCCUAUAUUCCUUCAGAUACCUAUCUCGUCCGACAAGAACGGUCUUCUAGACUUAUCCCUGUUUCAUCCAGCCAUCUUUGA